UGGUGCUAUAGAUGGACAAAGUUUAACACAGUCAAGCUGCCAAUUCCUCUGCUGUUGCAAAGAGGAAAAGGGGAAGAAGAGAUAUGACGGAAUACGAUGAUCGCAGCUGUGCGUCAAAUAUGUAUUUGCCGAGCUGUACUUAUUACGUUUCGACGCCCGAUUUUACAUCAGUCUCCUCCUUUUUACCGCAGACUACUUCGUGUCAGAUUAAUUUCCCCUAUUCUCCCAAUAUAGCCCAAAUCCAACCUGUCCGAGAAGUCUCUUUCAGGGAUUAUGGACUGGACCAUCCCAGCAAAUGGCACUACAGGGGCAAUUACGCGUCUUACUACUCAACGGACGAGAUAAUGCAUCGGGACUUGUUCCAGUCCUCCAGCAGCAGGGCUGAUGUGAUAUUCAAAAAUGAGUCGUUGUACGGCCACCACGGGGGGACGAGCUCGCCGUGCAAUUUCCUCCCCGGUGUCGGCCGAAAUGGGGUUCUCCCACAGGGCUUUGACCAGUUUUUGGACAACCCUAACUCGGACAAGCCCAACGCGGAGCUCCCCAAACAAAAGACAGACUCUGCUGCUCCCGGAGAUGCUGCGAAUACCAAUCAGGCUUUUACAAAACUAGAGCAGCACAAAGCUGACGCGAGCGCCGACGAGGACUCAUCCUCCAACUGCGGCGACAAGAACAACAACCAACAGAGUUCAUCAACCAAGUCCAGGAAGAAGAGGUGUCCCUACACCAAAUACCAGAUCCGAGAACUUGAACGAGAGUUUUUCUUCAACGUGUACAUUAACAAAGAGAAGCGACUUCAGCUGUCCAGGAUGUUAAAUCUGUCCGAUCGGCAGGUGAAGAUUUGGUUUCAGAACAGAAGAAUGAAAGAGAAAAAGCUGAACCGCGACCGCCUUCAGUAUUUUACUGGGAAUCCUUUAUUCUGAUACCUGACAUUACACACACACACACACACACACACACACACACACACACACACACACACACACACACACACACACACACAUUUUAAAGACUGGUCUCCUGCAUAUUUGAAUCCUCGUAAUCCCGUCUAAAAAGUUCAUUUUGCAGAUGCCAUAUUUUUUACAAACAAUUUCUGCAUCUAUUUAUUUGUGUUCACACAUUUUUUUUGGGGCGUUAUUGACAAAUAUUCCAGCAAAGCGUGAGCUGUGCUUUGAAAUUAUUUAUAUAAAAUAUAUGUAGGCUUUUUCCUUGUGUACUGUCCAUUCAUACGACGCAUGUAAUGCACGUUGUGGUGUGAAAUAAAGUAGACACGACAAAUGGUGUAUGAUAGUCACAAAGCUUGUCACAUGAACUUAUCCCCAACCAACCAAAACAAGAUGAGAAAAGGCUUUGUCGUCUUCUAAAGAUUCAUCAGUGGAGAAAUGUGGCGCUUGUAGGCCUGUAUAAUACCGUUAUUUCCUCUGCUUUCAAACAGUGGAUUGUUUACUAAACCUUGAACCGUCUAGACAGUAUAAUAAACGCAGCUGUAAAUGUUUAAAUAGGGGGCUAUUGAACGUGUCCCAGCCCAGCCCCCAGACCAAAGUAGUUUCACUCCAGCUACAAAUGUUUGGAGAAUUCAAGAGAUUUCUGCGCAUCCCGUCCAUGUUUAGCUCCUUUUGACAUGUUGGGACACUUGUAAUGCUAUUCUAAAAAGGACCGCCAUAAAGAGUAAGUAACAUUUUAUUUGGAUCUGCUUUUCUCAUUAGGCGAAAUGUGCCCUUGACGCCUUUAGAUCUGCUGCGAAGGAGAAAUAUUGUAAUUAUUCAAUUUUAAUCUUCAAUCUGAUUGCUGGCGAAAAAAAGUGCGUUUUUUUAAAUCUUGAUUUAAUGCAGGCGAAACGUUUCCAUCUUUGUGCAGCUCCACUAUACACUGACCACAGGCUGAGUGCCAUGCUUAACCUCAGUGGUGUGUAUCUGUUUUUUUUUUUUUAUAAUCAAAGGGGCGGAGUAAAUAAACGCAUUCACACAAAACAGUCGCUUUAUUGAUCAUGCAUGUGAUUAUUUUAACUUUAGUUAUAUGCAGAAACAAAUACGUCCCUUGUUUUCAUCUUCUUUUAUGAAAAAAAUAAGUUUGGAGAUUAAUGUAAUUUCAUUUGUGAUGCAUCACAUCUACACUUAUUUCCCAAAAAGGCAAUUAUAAAACUGAGGUUUCAUUAAGCGUUUAAUUGGGUUGUCUUAAUAUCCUACAGUGGAAUUGCAUUACCAACUGUGUAGGGCAUUGCACUUUGCUUCUCGUUGUAUCCACAUGAGGGCAGACUUGCAGCUUCGUGUGGAAGCGGAAAGGCAGAGUUCAGCCACAUUUAACAUCCACCUGCAUGAAAAGCAUUCAGUGUCCGAAUAAUCCGUUCAACCCAGGUUAUGUUUACAUUCUUAUUUUAUUCAAACUCCACCCAGUGGCCCAAAUUAUGUUUUGAUUUCAAGAGAUUGUACUCUUUUAUUAUUUAAAAAUGAGUAAAUCCCAAAUCCCUUUGUCUUUUUUUUUUGAAAUCCAAUCAUUCAACAGUAGUUUACAGGCUAUAGUUCGUUUUAAGAAAACAAGAACUGUUAGUCUUAAUACACAAGAAGUAUUACACUCAGUGCAGUUUAACUGAUGCAACUCCUGUGUCUUCCAGACGGCAAAUACAAGUGUUUUUGAAAGGACAAACUAAAGAAGUAUUUCUACUCCUGUCUUUUUUUUUUUAAUCGUAACCUUCAAAAAAUACAGACCUCGAUCUUUACCUGAAGGCCGCACAACCUUAGGCCACUGCAGUCUCUCCAGAUAUUGUUGAUGGAUUAUUGAGAAAAGUUGCUUAACGUUUCCUUUCAUUUGAUUUCAUUUUGCAGCUGUACCUGUUAUUAAAUGAUCUUUUAUCUGCGUCUGGCUAUUUGCUCUUAAAAUAUAAGGGUUAUUACCAAAAAGGAAAGUUUUACCCGAAACUAGAACAAAUGUCGGUGUCUUUUUUCGAUUAACUGCUUCCUUGUUUUAUUAUUUUAUGCGUUUUUCUGUUUGAAAUAUUUGUGGAUCUCCUGGUUUCUUAUUGUUAUUUUUUUUUUAAAUAUUGCUGCAUAAUCCGAGGUCCAAUUUGUUUGUCCACUUUUACGGUACAUUGUGUGCAUAUAUGAAUUUAUUAUAGCCUACCUGGAGAAUAUACUACCAUGUUAUAAAGAUUUUUUUGAAAUGAGUGCGUCACAUGAUAUAGAAUAUAAAAUAGCCCAAUGUUAUAUUUGAGCAAAUUCUAUUAUAAGAAACAUAAUUAAACCAUUAUUAAACCAUUACCGUUAUUUUUUUUUUCCUGUAGGCUAAAAUAACGGAACGUGGUGCACCGAUGAAUGUAUUUUCUAGACAAGUGAUUAUACUUGGGUUAACAAGCCUUUAUUUUGUUGUUUGUGAAUCCUGUGAUGUGAGAUGAUUUGCAUACUCGGCUUUAUGCUAUUUACAGCCAUCUGUAAAUAUCUAAGAGCCUUGAAGACAGCUCUACAUGACCUCUCAAACAAGUUGUAGGAUUAUUUAAAGCUUAUCGCAUCAAUACCAAAGAUAUAAUUAUAUCAAGCUCCAUUUCCUGUGUGCUGUGUAUUUGUAACACCAGUCCUGCAGGAGCGUUGCAGUUAUUUUGGCCUGACAUUGGAUUUUCAGUCGAAGGAUAUUUUUCAGGUCCAAUGUGUCCCCCCCCCCCCCCCCCCCCCCCCCCCCCCUCAGUUUCACAGGCCACACUGUUUAUCUUGCACCACAUUUUCCAUCCUUGCAGACAAAACAUGGAUCCCUGGGCAAAAUAAUUGCCAGCCUACACACUGCCAGGUUUUAUUUUGAA
Messenger RNA from Etheostoma spectabile (orangethroat darter), 3784 nucleotides. It is a transcript of the gene hoxd11a, whose product is annotated as homeobox D11a. The transcript is spliced from 2 exons. Bases 84 to 920 code for a protein of 278 amino acids. NCBI's taxonomy places the organism in Eukaryota, Metazoa, Chordata, Actinopteri, Perciformes, Percidae. Gene Ontology annotation, molecular function: DNA-binding transcription factor activity, RNA polymerase II-specific; RNA polymerase II cis-regulatory region sequence-specific DNA binding. Gene Ontology annotation, biological process: anatomical structure development; regulation of transcription by RNA polymerase II. The record is from RefSeq and is a predicted model, not a curated record. Gene Ontology annotation, cellular component: nucleus.